This is a messenger RNA of Gracilinanus agilis (Agile Gracile Mouse Opossum), 1854 nucleotides long. It is a transcript of the gene LGMN, whose product is annotated as legumain. Gene Ontology annotation, molecular function: cysteine-type endopeptidase activity. The record is from RefSeq and is a predicted model, not a curated record. Gene Ontology annotation, biological process: vacuolar protein processing. The transcript is spliced from 13 exons. Lineage: Eukaryota; Metazoa; Chordata; Mammalia; Didelphimorphia; Didelphidae. The coding region runs from base 1 to 1296 and encodes 431 amino acids.
AUGAAACUUCUUGCAGUUGGCUGGUCCAAGGACCCUGAAUGUUCUCAGAAGCCUGUGAUUGAGCACAGACAGGAUCUACUAAUACUGGAUCGAAUUAUCCAUGAGUCCCCUCAGGCCGAUGCCUGCCAUGCAUACCAGAUUGUUCACCGAAAUGGGAUUCCUGAUGAACAAAUAAUUGUUAUGAUGUAUGAUGACAUUGCAGACGAUGAAAAUAAUCCAACAAAAGGUAUUAUCAUCAAUAGACCCAAUGGCACUGAUGUGUAUAAAGGGGUCCCAAAAGACUAUACAAAAGAGAACGUUACUCCAGAAAACUUUCUUGCUGUCCUACGAGGUGAUGCUGAAGCUGUGAAGAAUAAAGGAUCAGGGAAAGUUUUGAAGAGUGGGCCCAAGGAUCAUGUGUUUGUUUACUUCACGGAUCAUGGAGCUCCUGGAGUCUUGGCUUUUCCUGAUGAUGAUCUUCAUGUAAAGGAUUUGGAUAAGACUAUCCAUUACAUGUUCCAACAUAAAAAGUACCAAAAGAUGGUGUUCUACAUUGAAGCAUGUGAAUCUGGCUCAAUGAUGAAGCACCUGCCUGAUGAUAUCAAUGUUUAUGCAACUACUGCUGCCAAUCCCAGUGAGUCUUCCUAUGCUUGUUACUAUGAUGAUGAGAGAUUAACUUACCUAGGAGACUGGUAUAGUGUCAACUGGAUGGAAGAUUCAGAUGUGGAAGAUUUGACUAAAGAGACUCUGCAUAAGCAGUUUCAGCUAGUGAAAAAACAUACCAAUACCAGCCAUGUCAUGCAGUAUGGAAACAAGACCAUCUCCCACAUGAAAGUGAUGGCGUUUCAGGGAAUGAGACAAACAGCCAGUUCUCCCAUCUCUCUGCCACCAGUGAAACACUAUGACCUCACUCCAAGCCCUGAUGUCCCCAUUGCAAUCAUGAAAAGGAAACUGAUGGCCACUAAUGAUGCACUUAAAGCUAAGGAGAUUGUUGAUGAGCUGCAGGCACACUUACAGGCUAGAACCCUCAUUCAGGACUCUGUGCGGAAAAUUGUAUCAGUAGUGACUACAUCCAGUGUUGAUACUGAGAAGAUGCUCUCUGAGAGGUGGACACUCACUUCCCACGAUUGCUACAAGGCUGCUGUGACUCAUUUCAGGAUCCACUGUUUUAACUGGCACUCCUCCUUGUAUGAGUAUGCUCUCCGACAGCUAUAUGUGUUCGUCAAUCUUUGUGAAGUGGCUUAUCCAGUUGACAGAAUAAAGCUGGCCAUGGACAAAGUGUGCUUGGGCUAUGACUCAAGUUUGCCUUCCCAGUGAUUUCCAAGAACAAAUGUGAAAUUUAUACUGAUGGAAGACUUGACUGCAGAUUUAUACUGAUGGAAGCAGGAAAGGGACUGGCAUGUUUGUACUCUUGUGAAUGCUGCUAAACCAUUCAGAAGGUCUGCAUGUGGGGCUUUCCCCAAGAAGCUUCUCAAAGUUUCUCUUGCUUACCUUCACCCUCUUUUACCUUGUUCUGUCAGUGGGUUAUUACUGGGAAAUGGUAUCUAUUUGGUUGGGCAAAGCAUUAUAUUAGAUGAAAUAUUUCUGAUCUUUACAUGUUAAAUGUUUCGGUUUUGAAACCAGUAGCUUAACAAGUGCACUUAGUUCCCUUUACAGUAACUUUGGUCUGCUUGACCUGUAUGAUGACACUUUAUUGCUGAAGUUCAACAAAGUGCAAGAAGAAUUGAAUAGGGGAUUUGUAAACAUGGACUGGAAAGGUUUUUUUUCCCCCAGAAAAUUUACAUUGUGAUCAUGUUUCUCCAAGAUUAAUGCAUUUAUGCAUAAAUUAUAUGAUGAGUUCAGUGCCUAAAAAAAUAAAGAUUUUAUCACUUGUAA